Molecule: messenger RNA, 2639 nt
Organism: Brachypodium distachyon (stiff brome)
Lineage: Eukaryota; Viridiplantae; Streptophyta; Magnoliopsida; Poales; Poaceae
Product: ankyrin-2-like
Exons: 4
Coding region: 183-2360 (725 amino acids)
Cellular component (GO): plasma membrane
Molecular function (GO): protein phosphatase 1 binding; protein phosphatase regulator activity
Source: RefSeq, a predicted model, not a curated record
GGCUAUAAAGCCAGGAGUUCCCGACUAGAUCUGAAAUCUCAAGGGACUUCUACUUGCAAGAUGGCUAGGUUGCACGGAGCGCCAACGGCUUGGGGGCUCGGAGUAGCGAUCUUCUAAUUCUUCAUAUCUUCGACUGCCUUCCUCAAAAGCUAUGUUGUGUCAAAUAGUUCAUAUCCGUGAAGAUGGAUAACAAUCAACGCCAGCCAGAAAGUUACACGAUCACUGUCAGGGAAGGCGACACGCCUGGGCCAUCAGAAGUAAUAAUCUCAAUUUUCGAGGGGCAAAUAAGCUUCCACCAUGCCGGACGUGGUAAUAUUAUUCCUCCAAACGACAUGGUCAGAGAAACAGAUGAUCCCCCCCAACGGCAGGAGAUGCAAGUCGCCUUGCUCAAAGCGGCAGUAGAAGGUGAUCGAAAGGAACUUGAGCGAAUUCUGCAGGAGGAAUUAGACCAACAAGUGGAGGCGGAAAAGCGAGCUCCUGAACCUAGGCAAGAGGAGGAAAUCCGGACUCCUCCAAGGACAUCCAUGCUUCUGCAAGGAGUGACAUCUGACUUGGAUGGGGUUCUCCAUAUUGCUGCAAGGUUAGGGCAUGUGGAGCUAGUGAAGAAAAUCGCCAUGUGGCCAGGUUUGGUGAUUGAUGUAGAAGCCAAGAACAGGAGGGGAGAGACUCCCUUGCACUGUGCAGCUGCCACAGGGAAUGUCGCGAUGAUCGGCCUUGUCAUGUCGAUAGCUUGCCGAGAGCAACGUGCCAAGCAACUCUUGAGAGAGAAGAAGUGUGAUGGGGAGACAUGCUUGCACGAGGCAGUGCGGUCUGGAAAUAAGCUUGCCGUGGAGACGCUGGUCGAGGAGGAUGUUAACGUCUUCGAACGUGGCGACCCCUGUGUGCUGGUGGGAAUGGAGGAUAAUGAGGGUGUUUCUCCUCUCUACUUGGCUACAACUCUACGCCAACUUGACAUCGUUCAGUUUCUCACCCAGAAACAACGACGCCUCAGCUAUCCAGAUGCAUCCUACAAAGGGCCUGGAGAAAAGACAGCUCUGCACGCUGCUGUCCUCCUGGGCAAAGAUCUCAGCAAAUGUCUUGUGCAGUGGAAGAAGGGGCGCCUCGUAUCGAUGGCAGAUGAAUCUUGGAACACGCCGCUUCACCUCUUGGCAUCAACAGAAGACACAUCUAUCGCAAAGCUUCUUCUCAAAGCGGACGAAUGUGCUGGAUACCACGCCGACAAAGAGGGAUCACUGCCCAUACAUGUUGCUGCUGCCAAUGGAAGCCUUACGAUCGUCGAGCUCUUGGCUAAGAAGCGUCCCGGCUGCGCUUUGGCAUGCAAUAACUUAGGCCAGACGAUCCUCCACAUUGCUGUCCAAAAGAGAAGAUACGAUGUGGUAAACUAUGUGUGCUCCAAGCACAAGUUAGCAGGAAUCUUAAACGUCAGGGAUUCAAGUGGGAAUACGGCUCUUCAUUUGGCUGUAGAGCAAGGAAAUCAGUUCAUUUUUUGCCGGUUAAUGCGGUGUCCGGAAGUAUGUUUGAGCUUCACAAACAAGGAGGCGCGUACACCUCUUGAUAUUGCACAGUUGAAGCUCCCACUUGGCCUGUCAUUAUCGCCGGCUCCCCGGCAAUGGAUUAUGUACCACCUUGUACUUGCUGGCGGUGAUUACGGCACCUGUCGAAGGGACCAGUUCGCUACUGUCUUGGCAAAACCUGACAGGGAGAAGGAGUCCAAAUCAACCGGCAAAUCCGCUGGGCUGGUGGCUGUCUGUGCAGUGCUCAUCCUGACCAUAGCAUUCGCAGCGCCUUUCACCGUGACAAGAAUGUACAGCCGCUCAGAGGACUCGGCUGAGUAUGAGAGCUUAGCAUGGGCAAUUGCUUACAGGAUCUUCAUGGCGUCCGACGCCUUCGCGUUCGCCUUCUCCGCAGUGGCCACCUCUUGCUGCACCUACGCCGGGUUCUCCUUCAUGGACAGGAGGACACGGUUAUUCUACCUCACCACGGGAGGGGUAUCCCUCCGGCUAGCGGCGGUGUCGAUCAUCGUCGUGUUCUCGUCGGGGGUGUAUGUGGCCGUUGCUCCGGUUGAUUACCUAAUCCCCAUCGCCGUCUGCCCGUUUGCUGCUCUGGUCAUCAUACCGCAGCUCACGCCUGUCUUCGUGAUGCUCCUUCACGCGUGGUCUUUGCUCAUGAGGAUUGGCUUCCUAGCAUGGUGCCGCACCAUGUUCUGCUGGCUCCCUCGACCCAGCCGAUACCGGGUCCCUGGAAGGUACCGCGGCCUUCGUGGGAGUAGCUUGGCGGUGCUGUUUUGCGUUUUCCUGGUCUGUUACCUUAUCUUUGUGUGUGCAUUCCUGUCCGCCAGGAACAUUAUCAAAGGAUUCUAGCAAUGACACACCGGCUUAAUUGCAUGUGAUUGAUGACAAUUGGAGAUUAAUUAGUUUGUGGCAUUAUUUUCUUACUUCAUGCACGGUGUUUCCACCAUGAUCUUCUACUGUAUGUUCUGCGAUGCUCCAUUUUUCUUCUGUUUCGAAUUUGUGCCAUUUGUAAAGUAGAUUUGGUCAUUAGUUGUAUCCCAUUAGAUUUUUUUUUAAUAUGACAAUUAAUGUAUCAUCCUGUGAAGACGUUGGAUAUUUGCUCCCGGCCCAAAUAUAAUUUCUGAAAAA